AUGGGCAGCGUCGCUAACCCCAAGACCGGAACUUUUUUGUUCACCUCCGAGUCUGUCGGAGAGGGUCACCCUGAUAAGAUUGCUGAUCAGGUCUCCGAUGCCAUCCUCGAUGCCUGCCUUGCUGAGGACCCCCUCUCCAAGGUUGCUUGCGAGACUGCCACCAAGACUGGUAUGGUCAUGGUCUUCGGUGAAAUCACCACUCAGGCCAAGCUCGACUACCAAAAGGUCAUCCGUGGUGCCAUCCAGGACAUCGGCUACGAUGACUCCGCCAAGGGCUUCGACUACAAGACCUGCAACGUCUUGGUUGCCAUUGAGCAGCAGUCGCCCGAUAUCGCCCAGGGUCUGCACUACGAGGAGGCCCUCGAGAAGCUCGGUGCCGGUGACCAGGGUAUCAUGUUCGGUUAUGCUACCGAUGAGACCCCUGAGCUCCUCCCCCUCACCCUUCUCCUCUCCCACAGACUCAACAGCGCCAUGAAGGAGGCCCGUAACAACGGCUCCAUCCCUUGGCUCCGCCCCGACACCAAGACCCAGGUCACCAUCGAGUACGCUCACGACAACGGUGCCGUCAAGCCCCUCCGUGUGGACACCAUCGUCAUCUCUGCCCAGCACAGCGAGGAGGUCACCACCGAGGAGCUCCGCGCUGUCCUCAAGGAGAAGAUCAUCAAGAAGGUCAUCCCCGCUGAGCUUCUUGACGACCGCACCGUCUACCACCUCCAGCCUUCCGGCCGCUUCGUCAUCGGUGGUCCCCAGGGUGAUGCCGGUCUCACCGGUCGUAAGAUCAUCGUCGACACCUACGGUGGUUGGGGUGCCCACGGUGGUGGUGCCUUCUCCGGUAAGGACUACUCCAAGGUUGACCGCUCGGCUGCCUACGUUGCCCGUUGGAUCGCCAAGUCCCUCGUCACUGCUGGCCUUGCCCGCCGUGCCCUGGUCCAGCUCUCCUACGCCAUCGGUGUUGCUGAGCCCCUCUCCAUCUUCGUUGAGACCUACGGCACCUCCGACAAGUCCUCGGACGAGCUCGUCGAGAUCAUCCGCAAGAACUUCGAUCUCCGCCCCGGUGUCAUCGUCAAGGAGCUGGACUUGGCCAAGCCCAUCUACUUCCAGACCGCCAAGAACGGUCACUUCACCAACCAGUCUUUCUCCUGGGAGAAGCCUAAGGCUCUUAAGUACUAA
Molecule: messenger RNA, 1170 nt
Organism: Aspergillus homomorphus CBS 101889
Lineage: Eukaryota; Fungi; Ascomycota; Eurotiomycetes; Eurotiales; Aspergillaceae
Product: S-adenosylmethionine synthetase
Exons: 4
Coding region: 1-1170 (389 amino acids)
Biological process (GO): S-adenosylmethionine biosynthetic process
Cellular component (GO): cytosol
Molecular function (GO): ATP binding; methionine adenosyltransferase activity
Source: RefSeq, a predicted model, not a curated record